CGAACGCCAGCACUGGGUCAGUCCGUAUGCGUGCGCCUGUGUCAAUGUUAACACUAGUCCGCUCACCAAAGUCGUCGGUGAACCACUUCGACUAGUUGCGUGGUCAGUGGCGCAAGGAGAAAGUUGUGCUGCUGCAUAAGUUAUUCAAGUUGGUAGAAAAAGGUGUCAAGUUGGUUACGGGUACAACUCAACACUGAGUUCGUUCGUAUUGCCGUAUGCGCGCAAGUUAUACGCGAAGUGUUACGAAGUUGAUGUCAACGGCUAUUGAUGUUGCUGUAAUAGUAGGUAACUUGAAUCUGCUGGUUUCAAUGUCAAAGUCCAACCGAGCGGCCGCAACGUUAAAUUGUUCAGUUGUCCAUGUCCUUAGUUGAUUAAUUGUGCAAAUUAUGAAGUGAUUCCUGUUGUUGACUAGUGGUAGGUUUUGUGAUUUCCAUCAAACACGGUGUCAAGAGGUGCACUCUGAAUAGGUCAAUGGUUAAGAAGACGUCAUCUGCACCGAACGUCAAGUGAAUACCAUAUACGAAAAAAAAAUACGCCAUCGAAUUGUGUGUUGAUGUGUUAAAGCGACAAGGUGUUACCUUCUUCUUGUUGCCAAGAAGACACAGUGGACACGGGUCGAUUUCAAUAUUGAAUAGUGAGUUGAGCUAGAGCCUCAUGUGUUCCAGCGUCACCUCGCAUACCACUCUUGAGUGCAACGCUCUGUCUUACUGAUCCUGGAGCAGCUGCAGUGGGCAGCUGGCGGCUAGCCAACACGGCCCAGCUACAACACUUCCUGGCAGCUCUCCAGAGCAGCCAGAAGGCUUGUUCGAGUGGCGCCAUGCUCGGCGAUCUUCUUCUACGCUGCAGUUACUGCGAUCUGUCAUUCAGUGGGGGCAACUCAGUGGCGAGCCUGCGUGACCAUAUCAAGUUUGCCCAUCAGACUCUUGACAGCCUCGUCAACGGAAAAACCAUUACGUCGAACGCUAACCUUCUCGCGCAGACGCCGUGUGGACUUUCGGGGCUGACCGGUCUCGGAAGUUUAACCGGACUCGAGCCCAGUUUCCAGUGCGGGAAGUGCAACGCCACAUUCCUCAAACGUGACCAUCUGGAGAAACACGAGUUGCUACAUACAUCCGGCAGCACCCUCGGCUCCACACUGGCUGGAAGGGGAGGCUCCGCUGACGAGAACUCAGCUCUCCGUCGAUUCAAGUGCAACGAAUGUCCGAAAGCAUUCAAAUUCAAACACCACCUUAAGGAGCACCUACGCAUUCACUCGGGCGAGAAACCGUUUCUGUGCGGAAAUUGCGGCAAGCGGUUUUCGCAUUCUGGAUCGUAUUCUUCACAUAUGACAAGCAAAAAGUGUCUCGUCGUUAAUCUCAAGGUACGUAAGGUCGACUUAAAACAUCCAGCGCGGACACGCUCUCCCCGCAAUGCGGGACCUCCGUCGGCAAGCCAGUCACAACAGUUUCGCCCAAUUAUUCCUAAGUUUGGCAGUUCCGCUCAAGAGUUAUCUGGGUACCCUCUGACCGGCCACCAAAACUUUGAGCUAAGUGCUCGACCGCCAUUUCUCUCUGCCGCUAUGGCGGCUGUGGCUGGUAGCUAUCCGUUCAGCAUGCUCGGUCAGUUUAAUCCCCUUACUGCGACACUUCCACACCUUCCACUGGCUGCUGCCGGCUUUCAUGAAGUGGCCCACUUUCUGCAACAAAAUCAGGGCCAGACGUCGCCCAGUGCGUUAGUGUCAGCUCCGGGAGUAUCCAGUGAAACUAGCCCUAUCAAAGACCCGGAAUCUUCGGAAGAAUCUCCUAAGCGACUAAAAACCGAGCUGAGUUCACCUGAGCCACCAGCAACCGUUCUCAAAUGUACGAAGUGCUCCCAGAUGAUGUCCAAUCAAAUGGAGUUGUUUCAACAUGAGCGGUUCAUGUGCAAACAGGGCACUGACGUUAAUCGGAACGUUCCCAGCGAAACCGAGACUCUAAUGGAGACACGUAUUAAAGACGAACCUGAUAUUUCAUUGGUAGAAGACCUAAAACAAGAACAGACAUGCCCGGACGGCUUGUCGGAUGAAGCGUUGGAAUUCUUGCACACAAAGCACCAGGUUGAUCCAUUCCCAAAGACUACGGAGAUCGAACGUUUUGCCGAUAAGCUGAAAGUUAACAAGGCGACCAUCCAACGGUGGUUCGAUGACACGAAUAGAGAACUUGAAUCAGCUGCAGAUGAGAAACCUCUUGAAAUUAUUAAUGACGAUCGCCAGUCACAAGCAUCGCACUCACACCCUUCCUCAACACCGGCUUCACCACGACACAGCAGUAGCCCUCAUCUGGAUGUGGAAACGUCCGAUCCUGACCAGCCGUUGGACCUUUCGAUGAAAAGCGGCAAGUCCAUCUCAUCGGACGGGAGCAGAUCACCUUCGCCGUUCAAGUCCUUCGAAGCCAGUACAUUACCAAAAAAUCUGCUGGCGCUAUCCGCGCUCAAGGUGCUCGAAGGAGAUUCCGCGGACUACGCAAAGUUCCUAAAUCGCGACGCCAUCGUAGGCCUGCUGAUGGGUCGUUCCCCUCAGCUUCCUGCAGACCUUGUAAGCGGGGUGCGCUCUGCGUCGGCGUCGAGCGAUACUGAAAUGUCGAGUCGAGAAGGUGGGAGCCCGUUUCACGCGGCACUCGGUUCGAAACGGCCACUCGUUUGGACGGAUGAGGACGAUGCCAAACGCCGUCGGACCAAGGACGACGAGUCGGCGACUGGUACGAUUUACAACUGUGAUCAAUGCGACAAAGUGUUCAGCAAGCAAAGCUCAUUAGCCCGCCACAAAUACGAGCAUUCUGGCCUGCGUCCGCACCAAUGCGAAGUGUGCCCGAAGGCCUUUAAGCAUAAGCACCACCUGACGGAGCACCGGCGGCUGCAUUCGGGCGAGAAGCCCUUCCAAUGCCUCAAGUGCCUCAAACGCUUCUCGCACAGCGGAUCCUACUCACAGCAUAUGAACCAUAGAUUCACUUACUGCAAGCCAUACAGGGAGAAUGCUCAGGGACAGGGCAGUGAGCUGUCAGGGGAGGUUGCCACAAGUCCACCUGUGGCUACGUCUCCAUCUCCGGCUACACCUUCGCCCCCACCUGGUAGUCCAACGUUGCAGCUGAGCACGCCGACCGCGUCCUGCUCGUGGACGGCCACGUCGACGGCAAACUCUCCUCCAGGCUCACCAGCCCCGUCUCUAGUACAUUGACCCACCGCCUCUUCUUUCACGAUAAUCCGAUGCCCCGAAACAAGUAAAGCAGAAAAUCGCCGCAAAAGACGCAACUUCUUGACACCGCGAACAAGAACGCUUACCAUAGAUGAAUAAUUUAAAAAACCAGAGAGAGAUAGAGUUUUGAAAACGUUUUUUCUUCAAUCACCAGUGAGUAGCAAGCUGCAUUCCAUCGAAUUUCCAGCAGGUUUACAUCUCUGUGGCCACACAGCUAUAGAGAUACAACAAUCUUGCCAUGUUAAGCUGUUUGAAUCUCUGCGGGUUUGUCUAUUCGGCACCUUGGAUGAGGCCCGGGCCAGUCAGCGCGUGUCAAGGACGAAUCAAACCGUCAGCGGUCGUCACAUUCCCGUUGAAGACAGAAAUAAAAAAGAUAUCGUGUGUUAAUUCCAAUUCCACCGCUGCUGCUGCUGCUGCUGCUGCCGCCGUCGCCGUCGCAGUGUCGUGUCAUAAGCGCGAAAUUCGAAUCUUCCGUCCGCUUCUAGGCCCGAUCUUUGCGAUCCCACCUACCUCUCCCACAGCGUCUAGAACCUUAAAACUCCAGAAAACCAUGUAAAUCCAUUCUACUUUUUACUGCUGUUGCUCUUAACUAACUGCCAUCUGCAAUAGUAACAGCGAGAGAACAAUGACUCAGAAGUGUUAGUACUUUGACGAUAUAUUACUGAACAAGCCUAGCAACCGCACGUCAAGUGACUUGUAACAAGGCCAUGUCCAUACUUCCGCCUUUCCACUUCGUUUGUUGCUGCCUCUUCAACUAAAAGGCAUGCGACUCAUCGAAAAAACGAUACCGGCCAUUUUACAUUUAAACCAGAAGAACAAUAAAGGAAUAAAAGUUGCACGUUAUGUUCUUGAACCUCACCACUACCGCCGUCGCCAUCGGGCCGUGUAAUUUUCUGCCACUCCACAUGCGCUCUAACGCUGAGCCGGCGAGGUUUUCUCUGACGAGUCGAACAGAUCAGAUCGAGCUGGUUCCGAGUAAGUGUACUGUCUACUCGAAUGCGACUUCAUGCGAUACGCGAUGUGAAACAGUCAAUAAUCCCAAAUGUCAGCGUACAUCCCGAAGAAUUGUAGAGGACGUACGUCUGCCGUGUGAUGCGACCUAUCGUCAAUUUAGUUGAUCUCUGGGUCUUGAUGGCCCUCGAUAUCGAAACCGAUGAAGGAUAUGUUCGUUCUGAUCUAGGUCCUCGUGAGCUAAUAGCUAAGAAAUGGGUGUGAUUCGUGACCCAGUCGUUGCCAGCUGGAAAACAGGUCAUGUAGCAUAAGUCGGAUGCAACAAAAUAAUUCGCGUAACGCUGCAAUGAGCCCUGUAGCCAUUGGGGCACAUCAUGUGAUACUGUUACAACUAAAUCAAGAUACGCUGCUAGCACUCAAGCUAAACAGGGAAGCUGUUAACUCCAUAGCCGAUAAUGACCAACGAGAAAAAAUACAGAAUGAGCCGAGAUGGUUAUGACGACUAACCGAUAGAAAAAAAAUAUGAGCAGGACAAAGAUAAUGAAAAUCGUCUGGUGAUUUGAUAAAUAUUAUAUGUAUACAGGUAUUAAGUAGGCAAGACAGAUACAGACCACACCAUCCUGAUCGAUUCCGAUCUUUCGCUAUAACUAUUAUCAACAAUGUAAUAAGAUAUACUCCGCGCUGCGUGGCACUGUGAAAAGAGCGAUUAUUAAUGGUGACCCCUAUCGUAGCCAAAAUGCAGUCGAAGGAACCUAAGAAAAAGUUCACAUGUAUGUGCGUGCAACAAAAUAGAUGAAUGGUAAAUGCGUACGAUUUAAUGUGAUGGUUGGUGAUAUUAAGGAUGAUGGCGCUGUAACGGUAAUAAUGACGGUGAUCUUAGCCUUUGUUGUUUUUUGUGGGCACGGAAACCUCGAUUCAUUCCUAUGAAACGUCAUUGCCAGCAUUUGCCUGAGCGUUGCCCUAACCUGAGGGUGUAAGAUGGACCAAUAGAGGCAAACUGAAAUCAUAGGGUACCCUUCAUGCCUCUGUUGUUGUUUGGCCUGCAUUUUGGUAUUAAUUAAUAUUGUCGAAUAUGAUAAUGCCUUUGCAAAUUCUUACUGUAUAAAUAACAAUUGUGAACUGUGGAUGUAACUAGGUGGAUUAGGUCAUUGUCAUCAUUAUUGCUACCCUACUAGGUAAAACGAGCAUCGAAU
This is a messenger RNA of Varroa destructor (honeybee mite), 5352 nucleotides long. It is a transcript of the gene zfh1, whose product is annotated as Zn finger homeodomain 1. Lineage: Eukaryota; Metazoa; Arthropoda; Arachnida; Mesostigmata; Varroidae. Gene Ontology annotation, biological process: anatomical structure development; regulation of transcription by RNA polymerase II. The record is from RefSeq and is a predicted model, not a curated record. Gene Ontology annotation, molecular function: DNA-binding transcription factor activity, RNA polymerase II-specific; RNA polymerase II cis-regulatory region sequence-specific DNA binding.